AUGGGCAACCGCGGUCAUUUGUCAGCCACUGCACGCAUUCGCGCGUACGCCACCAUCAGACGACGGCGGAUUCUCUUUCCCGUUAAAAGCUGCCUUGUUCGAUGCAAACCUACUUCGCACUCAUCGUCCUUUGGGACCUGGCGCAAGGGUCCAGCCGAAGCCAAACGAUGGUCCACAAUCAAGACCACCCUGCCACGGCUGCCGCCGCAUAGCGAGCGAAAGACAACAACCACCGGCCGCCUCACGCUGCGACCUUUGCAGAAUGACAGCCACGACCUGGCGGCACUUCACGCUUUGCGCACGGACGAAAAGGUGAUGCGUUGGAGCCCUCGAGGAAGGGUCGAUGCCAACUUGAAAGAAACGUACGUCCACGAUCUUGAGUUUCUUGCCGAUCCUUCAUUGAACUCCGAGCACUUGGCCUAUGCGAUCUGCCUAAAGUCCAACGGGGAGUUUAUCGGAUACGGGGGUCUUUCUUGUCGCCCUGAAUUUGUCGGUUGGCCGGCAGUGAGUUUCGUAAUCAAGAGUGAUCUCUGGGGUCAAGGGUAUGCGACCGAGUUCUUGGAGGGGUUUGUGGACAUGUGGCGGAGACUGCCACGGAAGUUGGCUGUGAUCAGAGUGCUCGUGAACACGGUUUACGGUGACAGUGAGAUCAAGGAUGAGUGCCUGGCUGGUAAUCCGACCUAUGACAAUGUGGCGUGCCACCGUGUAUUGGAGAAGAGCGGGUUUGAGAAGCGCGAGGAAUUCGACGAAUACAAUCACAGAAGGAAGAAAAAGGAGAGGCGCCAUGGAUGGGUUAUGAAGAAGAGCAAUGCGCAUUUCCUUGAAGAGCAGCUCUCUGCGCUUCAAAUUACAGGAUGUAAUUAG
This is a messenger RNA of Clonostachys byssicola, 864 nucleotides long. The record is from the annotation of a GenBank genome assembly. NCBI's taxonomy places the organism in Eukaryota, Fungi, Ascomycota, Sordariomycetes, Hypocreales, Bionectriaceae.